AUGCUGCUACCGUUGCUUCGCGACAGCGCAUGAAGUGUGGGUGCGCGCUAACGGAUUUUUGUCGCGGAUAUGUCAUUUCCGUGGAACCAGUCGAACUGUGCCGGCAUGUCGUCGAUAGUCUGUCGGAAGUCAGUAGAAAAAACAAAAUUUUUCAUGGAGCUCGUGUUCUUGUGUCCAGCCUAUUGUUCAACGCAUUUAUCAUAGCACGAUGGGAGAGGCCGAACUUCCACCUGUCCAGCGGCGUCGUUUUGCCUCGGAACGUCGAGAGUGGAAAAAAAUGGUAGAGAUUCAGCAACACCUUUUACUCACGUCAUCUCGGUCUUCCAAGCACAUUGCUUCGGGCUCCAGUUCUGAGAAGGCAUCCUACGCUGUUCAAAAACAACCGGCUGGACCGAAGCCGAAAGUACCACCGGUGGCACCCGUGGCCAAGCCUCCGCCACCUGAAGAUCAAGCAUGCAGCAGCGCACCAGCGUUGCUGGGAGAGCAGAAGAUUCUCCUCCAUACUGCUGAAGUUAUGGAAACGCUGAGUAUUUUGCUUCAGUCUGAUUCUUCGGUAUGUAGCUCGUCAUCUGGGACAGACGCUCGUCAGGAGUUGUGCUCCGCGCGCGAGAAGGAGCGUGUGAAGGCCCUCCACGAUCAAAUGAAAUCGUUUAUGAAGGAACGUUGUUUGUUGGUAAUUAAGAAAGAGUGCUGCCACCAGGUUGCCCUAGUGAGAAAGUUGCGCGAUCGCAUCAAAAACAUAGCGCUGGCUGAAGACACUUUAAUUGGACAGUUGCUAUUGUCUGGGCAUCCCAUCUUACCCAAAGAUGUCCUGCACUUGUCAUUUCUUCGCAAGUCAGCGUUUCUUGACAACUUGCAAGCGGUAACCUUUGCUUGGCCUUGCCUUCUUAAAUUUCUUGGUCAUACAUUCAAUAGCUUCGAUGCGCAAUGGCACACUUCUUUGGACGUUGUGUUGCGUUGGACCCAAGUUCGGCUCGACUCGCUGGCCGAGCAAGCGCUGCGGUGGGCAUGGUUAAGUUUGCGCAACGAUAUCCUGUUGCUUUGCCGGAUGGAUGCAGCUGACUUGCACGCCGACUGGAUUGGUGGAGUGUUUUCUUCGUGCCACUUCUUCAACCAGCUGCUCAGCGCCUACGGCUCAUCGGCUGGCGUGGCUCCACUGCCCGUGUCAACGGUGCUGUACACGCUUGCAGCGCGUCAGGCCGAAACUUCUGCGGCUAGGCUCGCUGCGUUCGUUUGUGGAGAAAGUAGAAAGAGCCACGAAGGGUCUGUGCGAAGCUACACCUGGAGAGAUGUCGCCAGUGCCGAAUUCUGGAGCGCGGCGGCCACUCGCGACGCUGUGGGCACAGCUGCUCUUCUGACCGCCCUCGUUCAGUCUGGCCAAACCUUGCUCCUGAAGUACCUCUAUGCUGCUACAUGCAUCGAUCACUCUGCGCCACCCGAAGCUGUCAAACAGAAACAAGGUAGGGCGCAUUGGCGGAAGCAGCCACCAAGGGCAACCCGUCCCAGCUGUUUUGAACUGGAGAGGCUUUACUGGGAGCACUACUGGGACUGCUUUGCAAGCCAACUACUUGUCAGGCUAACCACCCUAAGCUCUAGCACAGAGGUUAACAACAUUUCAGGUGUGCCAGCAGCAUCUGACAUCUCGCUGCUCCUGAUGCUGGCCUGCCAAAGCCAGGAUUUGCCGACUGCUGCAGUGACCUCAAUGAAGUGUGUCUGCCAAAUGCUUCUUGCACAGCUCUCGCUGGUGGCCUGGAAACGAGCAUUGAAUGCAGCCUUGUUUGACUAUCAUCAUGGAACUACCAAGGAUGCCAUCAAGAACCUACUGCUUCAUGCUGUGCAGCCUUUGAGUGCUUACUUGGCCUCCCCACCAAAGGAAGACUACAAAGGCAAUUCUCUAGCUAAGGUCUACCUGGCGCUGACUCUUUGGCACAUAUUGCACUGGGCUGAAACUAGUCUACGCAGCAACCUGCAUUCAUGGGCGCCACCUUUGCUGCCCCAAGUUGUCUUCUGCGAUCUCCAGCCAAUUAUUGCUUCUGCAAAGCGUGCACAACCUUCCUGGGACAAGCCUGAAGACCCAACAAAUCUUUCUUUCCAUGUUAACUCAUUGUGUGCCUCUGCUGUGGAUGCACUAGAGUGCCUACAGGCCUCAGUUGCUACACGUUUCCAAGAUAACUGCUACAAAGCCUGCCUGCAAAAUCUACAGGCAGUGAUGCCAACAGCUAGACAAUUUCAUAAGCAAGGGUGGAACAAAAAUGACCCUGUAUCACCCAUUCUGGAUCAAGUUUUAGAUACAGUAAUACCAGUUCUUGUGGAAUUGCCUGCACAUGUGCAAGAGCUGUAUGCAAGACUCACGCUAGAGGCAAUUUUCAAGGCCUGGAAAAAAAUACUUGUAAUCAGGCACCUGAAAUUUAGUGAACAGGAAUCAGCUCAACUUACUGAUGCUGCAGCUAUGUGCCUAGCUCGAGUGGAACACUCAGACUUGCAUGAAGUUGCCAAAAGUGGUUUGUCGAACCUGAAUGCUUACCACGACCUGCUGGAAUUUGUACGUCCUGCACAGCGAACUGUGCUAGCUGCUUCUGCAAGGAGGAGGCUUUUCUCCCCAAACAGGGUGUCUCCUCUGGUUGGAGCCAGUGGUGCCCAAGAACUUGUAUGCACACCAGUACGCACACAAGGAAGGCUACGGCACAAGCUAUGCUGCAAUUCAUAGCAUCUUGGGCAAGUGAUGAAUUCUGACGUUAUAGUCUGGGUCUCCUGAACAUGUCUAUGAAGAAAAAAAUGUAACAUCUCGUAUACUGCCAUAGCUUUAGUGCACGCAAAUCAAGUUCAAGGUACAAAAGAGUCAGCUGGUGGAGAGCUGUUACCAUUCAAGUGGCAGAAUGAGUAAUAUUUUUUGGAGUGAAAACACAUCAAGAAGCACAAAGACAGUGCAGAUUUCGUGUGGCACAUUAUAAUCAAGAGCUAGGAAAGUGCCUUGUCUUUACAUGUCAGUGCACAUCUUUAACCCUUUAACAUCAGAAUUAUUAAAGGCACGGCAGAAAAAGUUCUUGCACUAGAUUUUAACUUCGUUUAGCCCUCGUAAUCAAAUGGCAAUAAUAUUUUGUGCUACAACUGAAUUUUCUCUCAACUCUGUGGUGUCACUACUUUGCGACAUCUGGCACACACAUAUUGUUGCACAUACUUGUGUUGUUGCUUAACUUGUGCAAAAUUGUUUACUUUGCACAAAAAAAUUGCACUAAAUAUGUUUUGCACGCUGCAGCGGUAGGCAGUGCAAAGCGCCACCCCCGACAACCGUUGCGAGUGGAAAGGGCGAGGCAUAGGGACGACAGACCAGGUGAAUGCUUGCACGAAGGCACCUGGGGCAACUGAAUCCCCACAAGUGUUAAUGCAAAAAUUUACUGUAUUCUCAAGCUCACUACAUACCUGUCAUAAUCUAUGGGAUGUAAACAAUGCAAAGCACAUUUUGGAAGCAUGAAUUUACAUUAUGUUCACAAAAACUGUAGAAAAUGGUUCACGUUGCACGUGUGAGCACCUCGUCGAUCGAGACUCCAAACAAUAGUUGCCUCUUGCUAUUGCUCCUAAAUGGCACUACAUGUCAGCGCUGAAAAACAUUGUUUGUCGUGAAUGCAUGACAACCGGCACUUGAGCCAGAAAACAUACUGUCAGGGUAUAGGCUGCACUUAUUCUAUAUGUCGCAAGUUCGUGACUACCAGCGUUAAAGGGUUAAUAGCAAAAAAAUAAAAAUAAAUAAAAUAUAAAAGAAAAACAGGCACGGGUGUUUCUACUGCUGUCUUGUACUAUGCAGUGAGGGUACUAACUAGCUUUGUAACAUUGUUACAUUUUGUUACAGCAGUGUGUGGCAUAUACGUAAAGCCCCUCUGUGACGUUUAUAUCGAUUACAUAACAGGGGCCAUAAAACACUCUUCUAACUAAUAGAAUGGCCUCACUAUUUAAGGACGUUGUGUUGUGAAUCUCUUUACGUAAAAAUUUUCCAAAUCCUUCAAGUAUAAGUGGAGUUAUUGCACCCCUAUGCGUUUUUUUUUUUUUUUCUCUCUUCGUCUCUGCUAGCAUGCUGGAAGCUACACGGGAGAAGCCAAGGGUGCAAAGGCCUUCCCAGAAGUUGAGUGUCUUGGCGGCAAAAUAGUCAUUGGAAAAAUUGACUCUACGGUACCUUGUGGCAGCCGCGGUAGACUACACUAUGCAGCGCAUCGCAGCUAUCUCGGAGGCUAUGUGCAGCAGACUCUGCUAUGCACAACUGUCGUGCGUAAACAGGCAGUGCAAAGAUAUGAUUUUUCUGUCUUGUUGAGAUCUUAGGCAUAUACAUGUUUCAUUUAUUUAACUCAAUAUUACUCAUUAAUUACUGAGAAUGUUCUCGCAAUCACAAGAUCAGCCAAUAGCUGUUGGUGGGUCCAGGUGCUUAUGAUGAUGCUUCAUGAUGACAUUGUGGAAGCAAGUGCUUUUUCACUGUUUUUGACUCAAGAUUGUAAAUUCCCUGCUGCAUGCAGUGCAAUAAUAUUUAGUGCACAUUUAAAGUGUUUCGGAGGCCCUUUAAGUGGCACCAGCCUACCCUUCCUCCCUGCUGCCUCCUUGUUUAUGCUCUCAGGUUUUGGUGCCAAGUGCAACUUCCAUUAUCUCGACUUUCAGUGCCGAGGGGAAGCUGCAUUGUGGAAGACAGGUGGUAAGCAAUGGUCAAAAAAAAAAAAAAAUUCUGAAAGCAAAAGCUUGUGCAAGUGAAAAAUCGGAGGGCAGUGGCACACAUAUAAGUUUCUUAAAAGAGUGGUCAGCAGCAUAGAUUGACGGCCUACAUGGAAAAGGAUAAAUCAUUUUGCUCAGCAACCACCGCACUGAUUGUGACAGUUUGUUGCAUUUAAAAGAUUUAAAGUUAAAAUCUAGUGACUAGCAUGGCAGAUUUUCAAUUUUUGGCAUCAGUAGUUUUAGAAAAGUACUCCAUAAACUGCAAAGCUUCAAAAAAUUCAACCAUGUAGUUUGCAACUGUAACAAUAAUAAAGAAGGAUGUCGCAAUUUGGCUAACUGCUCCUAGUAAUUCAUCUAAAGUGGACAAAAUUGAUGUAAUUUGAAAUGGCUCUGAAAUAUACCGCCAAUAAGUGAGCAGGACUUUUGCAAGACUUGUAAAUUCAUACCAGAUUUGUCUACUUUAGAUGCUCUAAUGGAUGCAGUUUACAUAAUUGCAAUAGCUGUUGGUGCACAGUUACGGAUUCGUAAACUUUGUGCUUAUUAACGUAUCGAUUGUCGGUAAUUUUUAGAAGAAAUACAAGAUUCUAAAUAAAAAUUAUUUCAUGGAGUAGCUAGAAUCAAGUUUUCUCUCUAAUGCAACAAAUUCAAAUUGUGCCAGCGGUUGUCUUAUAAAAGCAUUUCUGUGUUUUACACCUCUUUUAAUUGGGAAAGUGAAGUUAGACCCCCAAGUUAAAGCUUCUUUUUUUAAGGCUGACACGAGAUGUGAAGACUGUUUAAAUGAGAACAGCAAUUCAUUUAUUUUGUAGAGUUGAGAAACUUAAUAUAUUGUGUGUGUUCAAUUGAGGUUGGACUGCAUUGCAGUAAUUUGCCACUGGAGCAGGAUUUUUUUUCUCAUAUUGGUUCAUUUAAUGGAGCCCAGAGUGGUGCAAGCUCCUGCUAAACAUGCAUGAAAAUAGCGUAUGUAGCAUCUUGAGCCAAAUUUUGAGGCCCUGCACACCUGAGUCACUUUGCAAAGAUGUUGAAAGCAACUACGUAGCUCACUUGUUUGCAUACAUGGAACUUUACUCACUUCGUGGCAUACGAAGGAUAUAACUUAUGACAUGUGAAUCAUGGACAUAAACUUAAAUAUUCCUUUUGUUUUUACAAGUACCAUGCACUAAGUGAAAGCUAUAGCUAUGAGCUGGAACAUCAAAAUAGGGCUUGAAAAAUUUUAAAUUAGAGAAAUCAAAAAAGACCAUCCGGCUACCAGUGGGUAGCCUGAGCGCUGCAGGAUAAACAAGCCUCAAAAUGGUAAUGGGUCUGCAAGGAAGCAGUGCUGUCUCAGCUGAAUCUCCCUUUUUAAGGAAGCAUGUGUAGAGGCUUAAAGGUGAACAUUUGCCACUUUUAACUAGACAAUCUAACUAUUGCCAACCAAGAAGGUUUAUCAAAAAUUAACUCAAUGUUUCAGAGUUGUUCAACUCGUUCAUCAGGGGUGGCUUUUGGAACCCAGUGACAACAAUGACGUACCAUGGACAUCCACCGCCAGGACGUGAAUGUCCUAGGGAUGUGUCAAAUACGUCCAGCGGACGUCCCUCACAUGACCGAUUGGCCGCACUUUGUGUCCUGCGGCUAUCCCUUGCAUGUCCGUGAGGGACAUGCAAAGUACAUUUUACGGACAUAUGCCAGGGCCUUCUUGCACAGUGUUUGCCAUUCUGUCAAUUACGGUCGCAGCACACCGCUGUGUGACAGAUGCAAUGGGUAGAGUGCUCACACAUCAACAACAGAUACAGCAUACUCCUCAUUCUUUUACGCAUUCCGCCAACCAGCUUGAACUAAUUGAAGUUUUCAAAGUAAAUUGCAUCAGAAAAUUUGUAAAGUCAGACGUACGCACAAGCUACAGACAUGAUAGCUUCAAAUUGUAAUUUGAGCGUACGAGAAAAUAUAAUUCUGUUAAGAGGAAACUUUAAGCCUCCUGGAGGACAAAUAUUGACGUGUAUGCCAAAAACGGUCCAUGUGCGAUAUCCUUGGGACGUCCACGGUAGGAUAUCCAAAACUGGACGCUCGGUGGAUGUCCCAUUUGUAUCCGAAACAGUGUGUGGACAUUGGGACAUGAUUCAGCUGUCUUAUGAAAAGUGUUUUCACUGGGCUUCUAUCUUAGUCGAACAUGUUCUUGGGUAAGCUGGUUCAUAACUGAUAAGGAAAAACAGUAGCGCAAAAAAAGCAAGGAUGAGACGCAUACACAGCACUUUUGCGCUACUGUUUUUCCUUUUCAGUUAUGAACCAACUGGCCCAAGAAAAUAUUUUACUAAGCCAUAUUCUACAUUGGGCAAGCGCCAGUCCUUUGUACUCAUCUCGUCAUUAUUUCUUUUAUGCUACUGUUUUUCCUUCUCAGCUUUUGUAUGAUCGGCACAGUGUCAUUGCUGAACACUGCGAGAGAUUGGACCAUAGAAUUCAUAUUGACCAGAAAAAUUUAUGCAAGCGCCUCUACCUUGAGUUCUGGCACAUCCAAGCCGCCACCGGGGCAAUAAGGCAUUCAUUGGGAGCACCGUCCCCUACCUACAUGGGCCUUUGCAGGGUCGCCUCCAGAGGGAACUGCCACCAGGGCGGCAAGUCGAACAUAAAAAAACUGUUGCAGCUUCCCAAAGCCACCCCUGAUAAAGGAGCGACUCCGAAAUGUUGGGUUUAAUUUUUAAUAAACUGUCUUGGUUGGCGAUUGUUUAGUUUGUCUACUUUUAUGGCUAAACUUGCCCGCCAACCUACUGCAGUGCAUGAUUACGAUGUCCUUUAAAAUUUUCCUACUCUAGAAAAAUUUGUUUAAUGUGCAGUACAGUACUACAUUAUACAGCUGCAGCACCCCUGGCUGCAUCGACAAAUUGCUGCAGGUUUAGAUGAUCUUGUUGUUGCAUUUCAAAGAAAUUAUGAACUUGCGCAUGUCUUCUCUUGGCUUGCAAGAAGGUGUGGGAUUCCAUGGUGCUGUGUGUUUAAGGUACAAAUGUCUUUCAAGGAAAUGCAUAGUGCAUCAAGUACGUACCUUAAAGUGGGUGUUGGGUAAUUCCACGACAAAAUUAUAAAAGCAACAGCUUGCCAAAAUGAAAAUGGCAUUUGUAAGAAUAGUUGAGAUGUCAGGCUUUGUUGAAUGUGUGUAUAUAUAUUACACACGCACAUUCAAUAAGAAAAGCAGAACUGCAUGUACAGA
Messenger RNA from Dermacentor silvarum, 7867 nucleotides. RefSeq lists its product as uncharacterized. The transcript has 10 exons. The coding region runs from base 209 to 2707 and encodes 832 amino acids. The record is from RefSeq and is a predicted model, not a curated record. Lineage: Eukaryota; Metazoa; Arthropoda; Arachnida; Ixodida; Ixodidae.